UAAAUUCAGCAAAAUUGUGUGACUUUUAACUCUGGUAAUUGCUGAAUUGUUGAAUGGAAAGCAAAAUGGAAAGCAGAGUUUAAGGAUAAUUGCUGAAUUUCACUUACUCUUCUCUAGUGUCUGAAUCCAAUCUGAUUUAUGUCUUGGUCUUUUCAUUUGUAUUGUGUGACUAUUAAGCGUUGAAACUUUAAUUCUAUUCCAGUCUUGUAUUUUGAAGUGUGCCUCAAGCACUCUUCUUUGCACAAGAGCCAAGUGUAAUUUUGUGUAACAGAUGUUGCUUUGAGUAGUCGAUGGAGAGUCGUGACUUGUCAACUCUGGUCACCCCCAUUACAACCACCACCUUCUUCUUGGGCCGCCAAGGAAUUAAGGUAUCUAGCUUGAGCCAUGGGAGUAGCAGUGCCACGAGCAUGUCCAAGAUGGACGAGGUGAGCGAGGUUGCUAAGAUGCCAGAUCUGGGUUUGAGAAAAGAAGAAGAAGGAAGAAGAGAGAGAAAGAAAGAAUAAGAAGAAGAAAGAAGAAGGAUGAGGAGGGAGGAGGAAGAAGAUGAAGUUUGAGAGAGAACCUAGAUCUGGUUUGCAUAGGUACGGGAAAAGGAGAGAGAAAGUGAAAGAGGAAGAAGAGAUGACAUGGAUGGAAAAAAAUUAUUAUUUUAAAAUUAAAUAAAAAUGCCAAUUAACG
Rubroshorea leprosula is the source of this 678-nucleotide messenger RNA. The record is from the annotation of a GenBank genome assembly. Lineage: Eukaryota; Viridiplantae; Streptophyta; Magnoliopsida; Malvales; Dipterocarpaceae.